AUGAAUGGAUCUCUCGCCGACGCCACGAUUUUCCUCCGGCUUUCCGGGACCCAGGAGCCACGAAUACUUGAGGUGGAGAAGACCGAAAACACUACUGUAGUGACGAAUAUUCUGUACACCGAAACGGAAUUUGAUAUCACCUUCAACAGCUAUUAUGAUGUGCGCAAUUCAUCUCAACGUCUCGUGGGGGACGCGUAUAGCGAAAAUGCGAUAUCUUUCAUCGGCGCAGGGACGCGCGAUCGGACCCUUCUGCUGUCUUAUUCUUUAGCGUUUUACCGUUUUGUUCCUUUUAUGUCCAGUUGUGAUGAUGUAGUUGUGAUACCCCGGAUUUACCGGUGA
Blastomyces dermatitidis ER-3 is the source of this 339-nucleotide messenger RNA. RefSeq lists its product as uncharacterized. NCBI's taxonomy places the organism in Eukaryota, Fungi, Ascomycota, Eurotiomycetes, Onygenales, Ajellomycetaceae. The record is from RefSeq and is a predicted model, not a curated record. Bases 1 to 339 code for a protein of 112 amino acids. The transcript has a single exon.